AUGUCUAUAGAGGAGGAGGAUGAUGAUGAUGAUGAUGAUGAUGAUGAUGAUGAUGAUGAUGAUGAUGACGAUGACGAUGAUGAUGAUGAUGAUGAUGAUGAUGAUGAUGAUGAUGAUGAUGAUGAUGAUGCAUUGUCUUUGCAUAAUGAGCCAAGUAGAGAGCAGCACGAUGAUGAAAACACUACAGAAAGAAGCAAUGAUGCAUCUGGACACAAAAGUAAUUUUCUAGAUAUUCCUUUCUUCAAACUCCCGUGUCUACAACAGGCCAAGGUUGAAUUGCCACAGAGCCCAUGUGACGUCCUGGCGGGUAGCUUCAUUGCUCUCAAACAUACCUUAUUGAAGCCUCACUGGUUUCAGUUGUUCUAUUGUGAAACUGAAGAGAGCAAGGCUUAUGAAGAUAUUGGAAUAUUCCAUGAGUUGCUUGGGUUUGUUGGGAUAUGA
This is a messenger RNA of Cylindrotheca closterium, 441 nucleotides long. The record is from the annotation of a GenBank genome assembly. Lineage: Eukaryota; Bacillariophyta; Bacillariophyceae; Bacillariales; Bacillariaceae.